UUAUCAAAACAUACUAUCUUUGACAGAUGGUGGUCUGAUUAUUUAAAGCUCAAGGUCGACAGGGCCCACUGCUGCUUUUUUGAGUCUCUCCAAUCAUCAGGCCCAGCCAGUGGUGCACUCUGAACUGGUCAACAACAUCAGAUGAGUAACUCUCCUGCUGCUACAAGAAGUGGUGAAGAACCACUAGCUCCAAUGGAAUCUAACAUAGAUGAAGAAGCAUUCGCUUACAGUACUGCACCAAUGACAGUAGGGACGCUCUCAGCAACACCUGACCGUCGUAAGAACAGAGCUUCACCACAAGUGGUGGAUUCGGACAGUCCUCAGUCAGCAAGUAAAGAUCUAUCACCACCGCCAUCUUCUUUACCAUCUACUGACCCAAAGGCCCUGGAGGACAACCCGAGCGGACCUAAAACCACUCCAGCUGGGGGACAUACAUUGAUGAUGGAAGAGAACUCACAUUUAGCAUCACACCAGCAGCAUCAUUUGCAUCCUGCAUCACGCACAAUACAUCACAGCUCCAAUAAUUUUUUUGCUAAUUUACAGGCUGAGAGCUUCCCUGCUAGUAGUACUAACAUUGGUUCGGUGUCACAGGUACAUGUACAGGACCAGCAAUCGCCACUUCACAAACCUACAGAGAACUUAUCUUCGCAAUUCAGUAAACCACAGCUUGUUUCUACUUCUCCUAUAACUCGUAGAGUUGCUACUGAUUCUCCGUCUCUCUCUCCUCCUCCUCCUCCUCAGCCUCAUCAGACUCAUCUACAGCCUCCAGCUAUUCACUCCAGGAGCAGUUCUAGUAAUAAUUUCUUUGAGCGGCAGAGAUCAUCAGGAGAUGAUACUGGUGAUUCUGUUUUUUCUUUACGUAAAUCUGCUUCUCCUGAGAACUCGUACUCCUCCUUACCCAGCAGACUCAAUGAGGCCCAGUCUAGCAGUAGUCCCCGUCCUCCUCUUCACACUGUCUCCACCAUGCCUCCUCGUAAAACUGUUUCUCCUGCUGUUAAUGUUCUUCCUUCACCGAAUGCACCAUACGACAUUACACAAGAACAUCAAUUAUUAUCAAACCAUGCCUCACCUUAUGCACCAGUACAGCACAAUACCCUGUACCAUCCUCCCUCUAAUCCUCAUGUUUUAUCGUCACACGCUCACAUGCACGGAUUACAUUAUUCAGGCCUGCCUCAGGUUAGUUCUGGAGCUUUUUCUUCCCCACCUAUGGUGCCUCAAAUGCCUCCACAGCCUCAAAUGCCUCCACAGCCUCAUCAUAUGUAUUAUGAAACACAUCAGAGACCAGAGGAGCACUUAUUGAGGCGAGUACAGACUGAUCAGCAUAGACCUCUUUCUCAAGCAAGACCACACAUGGUUCAAGGGGUACCACCAUAUCAUCAUCAUGGGAGCAUUCAUCACGUGAACCCAAUUGUACUGCAACAUGUGAGACCAGAGAUGGUAGAAGCAAGACCACAGUUAGUGAAUGAGCCACUGGAACAGACCCAGUAUCACUCUCUACCACAUCAUAAUGUUGUUAACUAUCCAGUCCAUCCUGUACCUCUUGCCUCUCAACGAGAAGCGCCUCGUCCAUCAAACCCAGUCACUACUACUAAUGAUAGACCAAAGUUGACAGGGUAUACUGAAGUGUCUCAUCCUAUAUCUAGUGAUAAUGGGUCACCAGUCCCAGUUAGUGCUCACCAGGGACAGUAUGUGGGCCCCGUGGGGUAUCCUGUUACACAAGAAACUGAUCAUGAAGAUAAAUCAACUAGCUCUUUUUAUUCUGCUGAAGGUGGGCCUGCAUCACUUCCAAAGACUCCAAAAGAUCCGUGGGUUCCUCUUAUUCAAAAGUAUAUGGAGCUAUUGGAGAAGAAAUCAACUAGUUUAUCUGUUCCAAGAGAUAAGUCGCCUAAUCCAAGCAGUGAUGCUAGCAGCAAGACGCAGCAAUAUCCUCGAAACAGCAGACACGCUAAACAGAAGAAAGACGAUCAGUCACUUUUACAGAAAGAGCUUGAUAAAGCAUACGAAAGGAUUAGCUCGUUAGAAAUCAGAGUGCAAGACCUGACUGCCCAGGUUACAUCAGAGAUACCAGAAGACAGAGACUUAUCUCUCCUUUCACGCCAGAAGCUAGAACAAGAUUAUAAAAAGAUGAGAGAACUGAAGAAGAAAGCAGAGAUGCAAAGUAUGGAAGCAAAGCAAACAGCUCAAAGACUCAUUGCUGAGAACUUUCGUUUAAAAGAGGAACUGUCUCAGUUGAAAAACGAAUACGAUAUGUUGCUGGUUGAACUGAGGAGAAUGAGACGAAAGACAACAGAGAGAGAACAAUGGAGAGACGAGAAGGUUGAAGCUAUGAGAAAAUCUUUUCGUGAAGCAGUUGAAAUGAAUUUUAAAGACUUUGAAUUGACAGGUGGUCGUGGAGCACUCAUAGCUGAAGUAUCAGAUUAUCCAACUGAAGACUUUAGUCUUGAGCUGUUUUGGAAGAUAAUAAAGGAGGAGGAAGCUGAUUUCACUGUAGGUCAAGUUGCUUUGAUGGGUUUACCUUCAGCUGGCAAGACAACGUUACUAAAGUCCCUUUUAGAGAAGGAGCUCGGUGGCCAGAUACCAGAGCCAAGAAAUGGAGAGCCAACUUGCAUUGAGUUCUAUGAACUAUUGGCCACCAUUAAUCCACUGACUGGUGACUCGAAGUGGAAGAAUAUACCUGGUAUUGAUUCAGCUGCAGAAUUUCUAGCAAGAGUAACCGCAAAGUAUUAUUAUCGUCAGAAGCGUAGCCCGUCCUUUGCUACCGACUCAAUAGCUGGACCACUGUCUAAGCUUUUCCCUUCUAUGAGUGAGGUAGCUGUCAAGAGUACGUUAGAGAAGCUCUUCAAGAAAGUGAAGGCAUUGCUUGAGGAAGAGAAAAAGGAGGACAGCAUGACACAGCUAGCCCUCUUUCAACCUCUGUAUAUGAAUGUGUGGGAUGUUGGUACGAAUCGUGCUCUUUUUUCACAGUUACUGCCAGUAGUGGCUGGCCACAGUAAGCAGCUUGUUAUACUCAACGUCAUUGAUCUUGAGCGAGAUGUCCCCACAGCAACUGCUGAGCCACCGAGAAUGUCUUAUGAGAGAUACCAGAAGAGAGGAGAUGAUAAAAUAUUUAUGCAGCUCUACAGCAAAUUUGAGUAUUUUAUGUUAAUAGCUGGUCUGAAGAAAUGGUUCAAUUCUGAUAUUUCUCCAACUGAUAAGCCGUAUGAUGUCACACUGGUCGGUACGUACACUAAACAGCUCUUGACAGAGAAGGGAGAAGAAGGAGUCAAAGAGCUCGUUGAUCUACUCAAGAAGCAUGUCCUCUUGUGGGCAACAGAGUUUGGUAUUUCAAGCAUCAUCAAUCCGAAUAUUUUGACGUUUUGUAUCGAUGGAGACAAGGUUCUCAGAGAUAGAGAGCUCUCAGCUGUAAAGGACUCAAUACAGAGUCUUGUCAAAGCCCAUGCAAAGAAUUUGACCAUAUUGAAGUCAUUCCCGGCUAAAUAUUCUCUUUUACGUAGUGUCCUUUACAAUCCUACUAGUAUCUCUAUAUCAUUGAAGCGUUUAUCAGUCUUGGCUCGUUCCUGUUGUAUCUAUACUGAGGAUAGUUUAAAGGAGUGUCUUCUUGUGUUCCGAAACAUUGGCUCUAUAAUCUUCAAUCCUGAAAUGGAUCCAAGGACAGAGCAGUUAUUUAUCAUCAUUGAUGUCUCCCGAAUGAUCAAGUUCUUAGAUAGGCUCUUUUAUAUAGAGCACUAUCACUCAACUCGUGCCCUUGACCUCUCAACAGAAGAGAAGCAGUACCUCAACUAUUACAGACAUGGCCUUGUCACUACAAAUAUUGCACAGAAGCUCUUCACUAAAAGUGAGUAUCAGUCUGUCCUUUGGUACUUGUCGUUCUGCAAGGUAGCAGUUGAAGUCAAAGUCCAUGACAAGCAGUUGCACUUCAUGCCUUCACUGAGGAACAAGGCCAAUACUUCAUCCCCGCGUCAGCUUAGUCUCUAUGUUCAGUUUGACAGGCAUUACUUCCAGUGUGAUCAACUGGUUCUUUUUCAUCACAAGCUCACAAAAGCUUUUCCAUUACCUGACAGUGUCGAGAUUGAUCCCUGCGAUGAAUUCAAUAUGACUCGCUUUAAAUACAAGUCGGGCUCUGACAGCAACAGUUCUCUCAUUAUUGAGAUAAUAUACCACAAGAGUGUCAUUGAAGUCAGAGUCCUGGCUAGUGACUCACACGGGGAGGAGCAGGGAUUGCUCAACAUUUCUCUGUGUUCUAAAAUUCUAAAUCUCUGUAAAUUAGUGUACGACGACGUUUGUAAUAACGUACAGAUAGGUCUUAAGUAUCAUUUUGGUUUGUUUUGUCCUCGUAAUGAUCCUGAUAAUGUUGACCCCCACUACUUUAAGUUCAGCCCUGGAGAAAGGAAAUCACUGUACUGCAAUGAAUGUGAAGCUGAUGUCCAGGAACUGAUAAAGGAUGAUCGCUUACAUUGGAUUAAUGCAGAAAUUAAUAAAGACUUGUAGGUAGAACUUUCAAUUCAUUUAUUCUCUUUACACAUUGUUCAGACUAUUGUGCAUAACUUUUAGUCUAUAGUUAUUGCAAUUAAUUUCAUGAUUAAAUUUUGUCAAAAAAUCACAAAUUAAAGUUUUUCAGUGUUUAAUCACUGGUU
Molecule: messenger RNA, 4634 nt
Organism: Amphimedon queenslandica
Lineage: Eukaryota; Metazoa; Porifera; Demospongiae; Haplosclerida; Niphatidae
Exons: 10
Coding region: 142-4488 (1448 amino acids)
Source: RefSeq, a predicted model, not a curated record